Eublepharis macularius is the source of this 2287-nucleotide messenger RNA. RefSeq names its product zinc finger protein 660-like. NCBI's taxonomy places the organism in Eukaryota, Metazoa, Chordata, Lepidosauria, Squamata, Eublepharidae. The transcript is spliced from 4 exons. The record is from RefSeq and is a predicted model, not a curated record. Bases 151 to 1755 code for a protein of 534 amino acids.
CGCCGAGACCUCCCCGCCGCGCCUGCAGCCUCGCCUGGACCGGCGGCGCCGCGGGCGGGAGGGAAUGGUGACAUUUGACUACCGGCUUGAUUCUCCUGGGAGAUCUGGGCACGGCUGCCCGACAAGCAAGGAAAGCUGACCCCAGAAGCGAUGACGGAGAACUUGGAGGCACUCUUCUCUCUGGGCUACCCAGGGCCCCAACUGGACAUCAUUGUCAAGGUGGAGGAUGAGGAGGGGCUGUGGGUCUCUGCUCUGCCGGACGCUUUGGGGCAGGAGAGCCAGGAGAAGCCCCAUCGAGGGAGCGCGGCCUCAAGCAGGUCUGGGGAGCAGCGCCAAGAAGAAUGUUCUGGAAGCUCACCGUUGUCAAGUGAGCGAGAGAGCAGAGUGGGAGAGGGGGCACUUACAGCUCCAGAGGGACCCACAGCCCAGGAGAAGCAGCUCAUGGCCAGGCGGAGCCGUAGGGGGCCCCCGUAUCCAUGCUCGGGGUGCGAGCAGACCUUCCAGGACAAAAAAGACCUCAAGAAACACCAGAAAGUUGUUCACAUUGGGGAGAAGCCUCACGGGUGCACCCAGUGUGGGAAAACUUUCCAGUUCAGGAGUAACUUGAUUGUCCAUCAGAGACUCCACACUGGAGAGAAGCCCUAUUCCUGUGACGAAUGUGGGAAGACCUUCCGGUGCAAGAAUAAACUUACCAUCCACCAGAGAAUCCACACAGGGGAAAAGCCCUACCCCUGCCUGGUGUGUGGAAAAACGUUCAGGGGGAGGCACCCACUGACUAUCCAUGAGAGAAUACACAGAGGAGAGAAGCCCUAUUCCUGCCAAGAGUGUGGGAAAUCGUUUCGGGACACCAAAGGCCUGAGGCUCCACCAGAGAAUCCAUACCGGAGAGAAGCCUUACCCUUGCCUGGAGUGCGGGAAAAGCUUCAGGUACCGGAACAAAUUCAAAACCCACCAAAGAAUCCACACUGGAGAGAAGCCCUAUCUCUGCCUGGAGUGUGGAAACUCCUUUCGGGACAAGAAUCAGCUCAUAAUCCACGAGAGACUCCACACUGGAGGGAAGCCCUUUCCCUGUAACAUCUGCGGGAAAGGGUUUAGAGAAAAGCGAACUCUGAAAUACCACGAGAGAAUCCAUGCAGGGGAGAAGCCUUUUACUUGCCAAGAAUGUGGAAAGGCUUUCAAAUUCAAGAACAAACUUACAGCCCACCAGAGAAUCCACACCGGAGACAAGCCCUAUCCCUGCCAAGACUGUGGGAAAUCCUUCAGGGACAAGCGCGAUCUCCGAGUCCAUCAGCGAAUACACACAGGCGAGAAGCCCUUUUCCUGCAAGGAGUGUGGCAACUCUUUCCGGUACCGGAACCAGCUGAUUGCCCAUGAGAAAGUCCACACUGCAGAGAAGCACGAUACCGAGAAUCUGAGAAUCACGAUCUUGGAGAAUCACAAUGAGCAGAUCCACGGGGAGUCCACGCAGACGAGAAACCUCAGCCCUGUGGCAGACUUUGAGAAAUCCGUAGAGGUGGCCGUGAUUUCAGAGUAUCACAGGGAAGUUAUUGUUGGAGAGUCUAAGCCAGAAAUAAACUUCCCACCUAAUAUGGGGAAAGCUUUAGGGGCAGAAGAUAUCCCAGAGAAUAACAGAGACCAAGGCGUCAUUGAAGAACCAAAGUCAGAAACGAGCAGCAUCACUGCCGUGACUGUGGGGGAACCCACAUGGGAGGGGGCCCCAAUUAUCAUGAAGAAUGAGGAGGAUACUUCAGACUAGCCUGAGAGGCCACUAGAGAAUCCAGAGCACCUAGAUAUUGACAAGGUGGUAGGAGAAUAUUCAGAAGUGAGCAUGAUUUUGGAAUACACCUAAGAAUCUACUCAAGAAAAAAAGUGUCUCCUAUUAGUUUGUGCAGAAAUCCCUGCAAGGUACCAGAGAGUUUAUGCAGCACAACACGACUCUGCCUGUGCUUUCAAGCUACUGGUUGGAGGAAGCAGGCAAUAGGCCACUGGUGUCUCCUUUCUGGCCGUUUGCCCAGACCCUGUUGGCUGCUGCUCUUUUAACAAAGCAGGUUGCACUAGGAAGCUCUUGGCCUGAGCCAGUCAGGUGCAAGAAUGCAGGCUUAGGUUCCCUGCUUCAUGCCUUAACAACUGAGGGUUCCCGAGAACAAAUUCUGGCUUGGAGAAUUCAGAACAUGUGGGUGGGCUGUGGGGGCUUCUAAUGAAAGAUGAAGGGAGCCCACCUAAGAUAGGUCAGCCCCACAAACAACCACCCACUCAGAGGAGCCUGGUGGCGGUGCAGGAGAGCUCAA